This is a messenger RNA of Papaver somniferum (opium poppy), 3836 nucleotides long. RefSeq names its product MMS19 nucleotide excision repair protein homolog. Gene Ontology annotation, cellular component: cytosolic [4Fe-4S] assembly targeting complex. Gene Ontology annotation, biological process: iron-sulfur cluster assembly. The transcript is spliced from 20 exons. Lineage: Eukaryota; Viridiplantae; Streptophyta; Magnoliopsida; Ranunculales; Papaveraceae. The coding region runs from base 77 to 3538 and encodes 1153 amino acids. The record is from RefSeq and is a predicted model, not a curated record.
GGAAUCUUUUCGCGGCAUCUUAAAACCCCUAAAAGGCUAAAACCCUACAAAAAAAUUCUCUAGUGCCUGCUCUUUAAUGGCGACUUCUUGGGUUCGUCACAUUGAAUCGUUUGUCGAUUCAACUCGUCCCCUUACUCAACAGAAUGCAAGUCUUGAUGCUAUUGCUACACUUAUUAAGAAUGAUCUCGUAACCAUAGAAGCAUUGGUUAAAGAAAUGGCGAUGUAUUUGACAACUACGGAUAAUGUUCUUCGAACAAGAGGCAUUCUUCUUAUAGCAGAGAUUCUUAAAUGUCUUGCAACGAAGAAAUUAGACCAUGGGACGAUACAUAGCUUGAUAGGAUUUUUCACAGAUAGAUUGGCAGAUUGGCAAGCUCUACAUGGUGCACUGGUUGGUUGCCUGGCACUUUUGAGGAGAAAAGGAAGUGUUGGUGUGGUCAUUGACAGUGAUGCGAAAGCACUUGCUCAGUCUUUUUUGAAGAACGUACAAGUUCGAUCUUUAGGAAAGAAUGACCGCAAGCUGUGCUUUGAGAUUCUUGAGUGCCUUUUUGAACGCUACCCUGCAACAGUCGCGACAUUGGGGGAUGAUCUUCUUUAUAGUAUAUGCGAAGCGAUUGACGAAGAAAUGGAUCCUCAUUGCUUAAUGAUUACAUUUCAUCUUGUGGAAGUUCUGGCACAAUUAUUUCCAGAUCCAUCUGGUCCACUAGCAGGUUAUGCUGAGGAACUUUUCGAAAUCUUGGGACGUUACUUCCCUAUCCAUUUCACUCAUCCCAAUAGUAACGCAUUUGAUAUUACAAGGGAUGAUUUGGCAAGAGCUCUAAUGCUUGCAUUCUCUUCAACUCCUCUAUAUGAACCAUUUGCCAUUCCCAUGCUUCUUGACAAGCUUUCUUCUUCUCUCCCUUCAGCAAAGGUCGAUUCGCUAAGGUAUUUAAGCGACUGCAUAGUGAAGUAUGGGACUGAUAGAAUGGGAAAACACAGGACAGCUAUUUGGUCGUCUUUGAAAGCAGCAAUUUUUGCUUCAUGCCAGGAGGAGCCUAUAUUUUCAGGGCUUUCAGAGGUAGAUGGCAAGAAGAUUGAUGAGAACGAAAUUGCAAAGGAAGCUCUAAUUUGUUUGCAAAAAUUCAUCUUCCAAGAUGAUGCUUCUGUUCUGGGAUUGAUUUUUGGAGAUAAGGAGAUAGAUAUGAUUCUCAGUUCUAUUAUAAGCAGUAAGAGUUACAAUAACAUGUCAAAGGAAAGCAAACAGAAACUACAUGCACUUGGAUGUAUUCUCUCUACUUCAGUGAAAGUCUCCACUUCUUGUUGUAAUAAGGUCUUCCAAAAAUUCUUUCCUCGAUUGGUGGAUAUCCUUGGGCUCUCUACCGAAAAUUCAUCUAGGGGUUUCACUUCAGAUGACACUACUGGAUUUUCUGAAGAACUGAAUUUUGGAGCCCUUUACCUGUGCGUUGAGCUUCUUAUUGCUUGCAGAUGUUUGAUAAUUGGAUCGGGAGAAUGUGCUCCCCAGCCUGUUUCAGCAGAAGACCCUUGGUGUUGCUUGCUUAAAGAAUAUUCAGGUUCAUUAACCAAUGUGCUACAUUCUAUUCUGGUAACAAGUUUGAAAGGAAACACUAGCGAAGCUUGUAUUCACUAUGGAGUGAAGGGUAUGCAGACUCUGGCUACAUUUCCAGGAUGUUCAUUGCCUAUAUCAAAGUUGAUAUUUGAAAGAAUUCUGGCGAUCCUUGUAUCAGUUAUCAGUGACAGUCUUGAAGACACAUUUCUCUGGAGAAUUGCCUUAAAUGCGUUGAGGGAAGUUGGCAUAUUUAUUGAACAAUCACAUGAUUCUGAGAAGGCAAAUAUCUAUAUGGCUAUUGUAGUGGAAAAGGUUGUUUCGUUGGUUUCUGUUGGUGAGUCUAGUAUGCCACUUCCACUGCGGCUAGAGGCUAUUUCUGUCGUUGGUGCAGCUGGGAAAAGUUUUAUGCUUAGGGUGUCUCAAGUCUUGGAAGAAGCCAUUUCGAAGAAUCUCUUUUCUGCAUUUGUGGAAGGAAACCUGCAAUCAGCUGAGAUUGUAGGUCCGCUGCUGGAAUGCUACUCCAAUAAGGUGCUCUCAUGGUUCCAUAAAAGUGGAGAUGUUGAGAAGGUUGCUUUUCGUUUUGCUUUUGGAAUAUGGAAUCAAGUAGAAAGCAACAAGAGUUUCAACAUUGGUGACCAAGGAAAAGAGCUUCUUGGUGAAAUGAUGACAGCUAUGAAGCUGGCUGUUGCAGAUUGUUCAGAGGAAACUCAGGGUUUGAUUGUUCAGAAAGCUUGUAGCAUACUUGAGUCGAGCACAUCUUUCCCAUUGAAGGAGAUCAUUUCUGAACCUAACAAAGUGUUACAGUCUUCUGCAACUGUCUAUGGUCUUCCAUGUAGAGAUGAAUUGGUUAUCUCACUGUUUGCAUCAGUUAUUACAGCACUUCGUCCCAAGACCUCCGUCACCAGUGUGAGAGAAAUAUUGAAGUUCUUCACGAUCAUGCUUCUAAGAGGACAUGUUCCAUCAGCUCAAGCAUUAGGUUCUAUGAUCAAUAAAUUGGGCGUAAAUAUCAGUAAUAUGGGAGUCUCAAAUGCAUGUACUUUGGAAGAAGCGUUGGACAUAAUCUUCAAUAACGGUUUGCAAAGUGCCUUGAGUAGUUACCUCUUAAAAGACACCCCCAUGGAUAAUGGUGACACGGAUCUUUUGGAUUUAUGCUCUGACGUUGACGACAGUUGUAUAGGAAUCCAAGCCAAUGCUAUAGUUGGAUUAGCAUGGAUUGGAAAAGGUUUGCUAAUGCGUGGGCAUCAGAAACUAAGGGAAAUUGUAAUGAUUCUAUUGAGAUGCUUACUUUCAACUGGCAAUCAAAGCUCCUUGCCAUUGGAACAGGAGCUGUUGGGAGGUUACAAAGAAGAUGAUAUGAUUCUUGUUCUGAUUAUGUCUGCAGUUAAUGCAUUUGAUGUUCUUAUAAGCGAUUCUCGUGCUUGUUUAAAUAAACAGUUUCAUGCAACCAUAAGACUACUUUAUAAGCAACAUUUCUUUUCAACUAUGACGCCAAUUCUACUUUCUUCAAUAAAGGAUUCCCACUCAUCAACUACAAGAUCCAUGUUAUAUCGGGCUUUUGGACAUGUUAUUUCUAAUACUCCAAUUUCUGCUGUUGUGACUGAUUCAAAGAGGGUCAUUUCUGCAUUGUUGGAUAGUUUGUCCUUGUUGAGCUUGGAUGAUCGAGAUAAAGAUCUGAUGUACAGCCUCUUGCUCGUCUUAUCAGGGAUUAUAAUGGAUGAAAAUGGGCAAGAAGCUGUAACAGAGAAUGCAUCCAUCAUUAUAAAUCGCCUUCUUGGACUAAUUUCAUUCCGCCCUAUGAUGCUUGUUAGGGAGACAGCAAUUCAAUGUCUUGUUGCCAUGUCAGGGCUCCCCCACACAAGGAUUUAUCCCAUGAGACCACAGGUAAUACAAGCAAUUACAAGUGCUCUUGAUGAUCCAAAGAGGGCAGUUCGUCAGGAAGCUGCUAGGUGUCGUCAUGCAUGGGUAUCUCUCGCAUCAGGAAGUACUCGUUAUUGAAGACAUAUCUACCACAUCUGUACAGAGCAAAGUCCUUGCUGAUAGACAUAUCCACAGUAGAUAAACCCGUUUGAGAAUCAUGUAUCACCAUUAUUAGUUACAAGUUAAAACCUUUGCCAUAGCCAUAAUCCAUAUGUGGUAUUGUUCAAUCUCAUUCCUGUGGGAAAUGAUUAAGAAAAGUCUUCAAAUCUUGUUGAUUUCAAUUUCAGGAGGAGAAACUAAGGCAUUUUGGUUUAGUAGAAAAUGCAAUGAAUUUUAGGGAUUUGAGAAAUGGAGAAAUUGCUGAUAGAUUGACUAA